Zasmidium cellare ATCC 36951 is the source of this 2133-nucleotide messenger RNA. RefSeq lists its product as uncharacterized. Lineage: Eukaryota; Fungi; Ascomycota; Dothideomycetes; Mycosphaerellales; Mycosphaerellaceae. The coding region runs from base 1 to 2133 and encodes 710 amino acids. The record is from RefSeq and is a predicted model, not a curated record. Gene Ontology annotation, molecular function: DNA binding; zinc ion binding. The transcript is spliced from 4 exons. Gene Ontology annotation, biological process: DNA-templated transcription.
AUGUAUUUUGGAGCACAAGGAAGUACAGAACAAGCCACUACAGCGUAUGCCGAAACUUCAGGGCCGUCGCCGCUUCAAGUCGCCAGCUUGCACAUCAGCAACGCAUUCGAACUACCAUCACGAGCCAUACAGGACUGCUACAUUGAUUACUUCUUCAGGUAUUGCUUUCAGUGUGCGCCUCUCGUCAAGCGAAGUUGGCUUGAGCAGACAGCAACGCACACGCCUUCCAUACUACUCCUGCAGACGGUCCUUUUCACCGGCAGCCGGUUUGCAUCGUCCGUCGACCUGGAGGCUACAGCCAGCCAUUACACGAAGGUCAAGAACCUGUUCUUUUCAAAUCAUGAGCAAAAUCCAAUCCUACUCAUUGUGGCGAGCUUGCUACUUCAGUGGUGGAAUCCCGCUGGACCCGAAAGGUUCUCCAUGGACAAUGCUGACUUCUGGCACCGCAUCGGCGUGGGAAUAGCUUUGCAGCUUGGGAUACACAAUGAGAAGCCGGCCAUGAAGGACUCUGCGUAUCGCAAGAGGCUGUGGUGGGCACUAGUGGCUCGCGACUGCCAUUUAGCGACGGCUCAUGGGAGGCCGAGAGCCAUUGCUACGGAUGAGUCGACCGUGUCAAAACUCUCCCUCGCUGACUUUCCAUCUGGCAAAGCUGGCGCAUAUGAAGUGAUGACCUACGUUGCAGUCUCUCAGAUUUUCGGCAACAUCGGCGAGUGCUAUAGACGUAGCGCAAUCACGGAAGAGCGGCUCAAGUCAGUCGGCAACGAUCUCUAUGUCUGGCUCCAUGAACUUCCGUGCCAUCUCCAACUUUUCAACCAGGAGCUGGGCGCAGGUCUGAACACAUACGACUUCGUAUCUCGACAGAUACAUGUGAUUUACUUUACGACCUUGAUUCUGCUCCUCCGUGCGUACUCUCCGACUGCCAAAGGCGCCGUGUUGGCAGCAUCCUUCAUCGCAGCUAUUUUUGAGGAAUUCCUCAUACGGGACGAAGUCAGGUACUUGCCAGCUAUCUAUAAGUUCUUUCUGCUUACUGCAGGCAUAACACUUGUGCCGGCGAGGAACAAAUUCACUGAGGAGAUCAAUGAUGCCUCGGCGGAUCUCGCAAUCAUCAAGAAGGCUUUGAGAAGCUUCGCAGAACGACACCCUUCUGCGUUAGCAAGUCUACAUACACUGGAACGUAUGGAGAGAUCGUUUGGCAAAUCUGCUCAAGGACCAGAUGCGCCCGCAGCACUGGACGGCAGCCCGCGGAUGUUCUUUCGGACAUUCGGAUCUGGACUGUGUCGGCAAUGGCGUCUUUUUGAGCAAUAUUCAUCAGAAAAUAUCGUGCAAGAAGCUAGCGACUUCCCGUCCUGUGGCUUCACAGUGCCCAACAACCGAGCCCUCGCAGACCUGGCAGACGACAAGGGACAGGAUAUCGAUAUAUCAGAAACCAACGGUAACCAGGCAGCCCCUACAGAUUUCUUUGAGGGUGGUGCUGGAGCCGGUGACUUGAUCUUGCCACUGCAAUGCCACCGCAAAGUUGCAGAACUCGCGGUCAUGCCCCCUUCUCCUGGAGCACGAGACAUCGCUAUGUCGACCAAGUCGGACAAUGUCUCAUCAGACGCCGAGGAAGAGAACAGCGACCAGCCAUUCCGCCUUCUCGAUCUGCCGCCAGAGCUAUGGGUGAGAAUCGGAAAAUACGCCAUAGACGGAGCCGCCAAUGUCACUGAUCACAACUUUCUGAGUGGUUGCGACUUGAAGCAUACCAAGUGGUCAUCAGAAAAAGAGGCACGCGCAGGACUCAUUCAACCGGCUAUCACCAAGACAUGCCAGGAAAUGUGCCACGAGCUGUUGCCAUACUACUACCAAACCAAGUUUCGGGUGUCGUUUGGGUCUUUCGGUUUGUUGAGCAGAGUCCAUCGAUCCUUCGGAGACUGGCUGCGCUCUGGGUGCGGUGUACACUUUCAUCGCAUUCAGAACAACCUUCACGUGGAGCUGAUCGACGAGGAUGAGGAGAGGCGCGAGAUGGAGAUGAAAAUGGCCAGGUGGAAUAUCGCGGUCAAGCUGGAACAGAUCAAAGUGUUCUGGGCGGACGACCGCUAUCCCUAUCAUCGAGUCUGGUUGCGAAUGGUGGAGUACAGGAUCAAGCUCGUAUAG